CACAAUCAUAACAGCAGGAGUGAUAUCACGACGGAGCGCUCUACGAGCAGACUGCUAAGGUUAUAUAGGUAAUUUUAAAGUGGAUUUCGGUGCUCAGGACCACUGAGCGACCAUGGAAGAACUUACAGCGUUCGUCUCGAAAUCUUUCGACCAGAAAACCAAGGAGAGCAGUAAGGAGAGUAUCACGUACAGGGAAGUUUUGGAGAGUGGCUUGGCGCGGGCAAGGGAGCUAGGGAACUCGGAGACAAGUCUACAGGACAUAACGGAAGGCAGCAACCACUUCCCAGUACAUCUAUUCAAGGAGCACAUAGAGCUAGAGAAAGAAAAACUCAAGGAGUUUAACGUUUCAAGGGCCACAGAAGGGAUAUAUGAGUGUAAAGAGAAGAAGGAGGACGUAAAGUCUGAGGACGAGGACGCACAGAGCAAACUGAAGCAGCGGCGGAGCAGGACAAACUUUACUCUGGAACAGCUCAACGAGCUGGAGCGCUUGUUCGACGAGACUCACUACCCCGACGCCUUCAUGCGGGAAGAGUUGAGCCAGAGGCUGGGACUGUCAGAGGCAAGAGUGCAGGUUUGGUUUCAAAACAGAAGAGCAAAAUGUCGGAAACAAGAAAACCAGAUGCAUAAAGACACUUCUUCCUACUUUCCAGGUGUCAUUCUGGGCACUGCCAGUCAUCUUGAUGCCUGCAGAGUAGCGCCCUACGUCAACAUGGGAGCUCUACGGAUGCCUUUUCAACAGGUUCAGGCCCAGCUCCAGUUGGAGAGCGUGGCUCACUCCCACCAUCACCUGCACCCUCACCUGGCAGCGCACGCACCCUACCUGAUGUUCCCGCCCCCACCCUUCGGACUUCCAAUCGCCUCGCUAGCGGACUCAGCCUCUGCAGCGGCGGCCGUGGCUGCGGCUGCCAAGAGCAACAGCAAGAACUCUAGCAUCGCCGAUCUCCGACUCAAGGCAAGAAAACAUGCUGAAGCUCUGGGUCUCUGACCUCACCGGGCUUCCCCUCCACUUGCCCCACGCCCUCAUAAUAACCCACUUCUCACACAAGACUGAGCCCAGUGAUCGGGUCUGAUACUUAUAGCUUAAACAAAAAAAUAAAAAUAAAAACACUGAGUGGGAGAAUGUAAGAGAGAGACAGAGAGAGAGAAAAAUAAAUACACAGGUAAAGGGAGGGGUAGAGGAUAAGUGGAGGAAGAGGAGGAGGAGGCGGUGGAAGAUGGAGGAUGGAGCGAGAAAAUUGUCACAAAACCAGCUAUCAAAACAACCACUUGUAGAGAGAACGGUAUAAAUAAAUACCAAUGAAAUCUCCUUUUACUUUUCGCCCAACAGGCAGGACUUCUGCGGGGCCAGUGGCUCAGUCCACUCCAGGCACACAUCACAAGUCCAGGACCAUACAAACACAUGUGGAUGUCUGUCUGAGCUGAAGGACAGGGCCAGGCCAGGGCCAGGCUAAACCAGGCCAGACCAGACCAGGAGACUUUAGAACAAAGCAAACUGUCAAAGCAAGCAAGCAGGUUGCAAAUACUAGAGCCUCACUGAAUCCGAUGCCGUCACGUUGACUUUACAGACUGUUGCAUGUGUGAGAAAAGACACUGACAACACAAGGCAUCCGACCCGCUCUAAACUUUACACACAAAAAAGACAAAACAAAACGCAAAAAAAAAGACAUAAGAAAUGGCCACUGUGUUGUUUCCUGCCGCUGCCCAGUGCAUGAGUUUGAUUGCAGGACUGCAGGUCUAUCAUGGAGCCUGGCCUUUAUGUUGUAUCUGACCUAACGCCCCAAUUCUGUUGUAUCACUGCCAUUCAAACCGCCCUCUAUACCCCUCAUCCACAAGGUCAAUUGUCAUUUGGGUUUGAUUUCCUUUAAACUUUUGACUGACAGGAAGAAGCAAUUCGAAUUCCUUAUGUUUUCUGCUUUCGGAGGACGAAGAUAUGUGUUGCCAGGAAUGUGUCUGAGUCCAAAUGUCUUUUAGCUUUUCUCCUCACAUUGUUCGCUCUCUCUAGCUUUCUUUCUUUCUGUUUAUAGUGCUAUUUCCUAGGAAUAGAAGUUAAGAUAUUCUUUGCACUUCAGGUUUUGUAUGUGUGCGUUUACAAAUGGCACUACUAGAAGAUACUACUUUACUAAAUGAGGCGGGAAUAGGAACCAAUUUGGUUUUUAUCAUGUCAUCAAAAGAGACGUUCACAAAACGUUUCGAAGGAUAAAGGGUAUAACUGCAAUUUUUUUGUAAUUUUUAAAACAUGAAGGAAGCAUCAGUUAAACUGAAAUGCACGUUUGUGCAGUUUAAGUGCAAUACUGUAAAUAUGAAAAAGUUAUAAAAUAAUAAUAAACAAAUUGUUCAUUGCUCAUUUUAAACAAAUGAUUUUCAGUCAUUUAUUUCAUGCACUGAUAAAAUCGGUGUGUCUAAUUUCUUUGCCAAACAGAUCUGUUUUUCCUAAAGCAUUGUAUUAUGUUGCGAACUCAUCCUCAAUCA
This is a messenger RNA of Oncorhynchus gorbuscha (pink salmon), 2469 nucleotides long. Its product is annotated as short stature homeobox protein. The transcript is spliced from 5 exons. Gene Ontology annotation, molecular function: sequence-specific double-stranded DNA binding; DNA-binding transcription factor activity, RNA polymerase II-specific. Gene Ontology annotation, cellular component: nucleus. The record is from RefSeq and is a predicted model, not a curated record. The coding region runs from base 113 to 985 and encodes 290 amino acids. Gene Ontology annotation, biological process: regulation of transcription by RNA polymerase II. NCBI's taxonomy places the organism in Eukaryota, Metazoa, Chordata, Actinopteri, Salmoniformes, Salmonidae.